CGUUUCUACCGGACUGGAGACUUAGCAAGAUUCGCGCCUGACGGAUGCUUGGAGUACAUUGGUCGCAAAGAUUCUCAGGUCAAGCUUCAUGGGCAGCGGGUGGAGCUGGGUGAGGUCGAGCAUCAUCUACGAAAACUAUCGUCAUACCGUUCCGCAGAAGUGGCAGUGGAAAUUAUUACAUCGGACCUAAACGGCCGGAGUAAUACAGUUCUAGGAGCUUUUGUUAGUAUGAAUAACAAUAUAUGUGUUGGGGCUUUACAAGAGUUCAGCACGGCCGCAACCGAACUGCUCUAUUCCGAACUGCCAGGCUACAUGGUCCCUACUGUAUUUCUACCCAUCUAUGAACUACCCCUAACGGUAAGCGGUAAGCUCAAUAGAAAGAAACUCCGAGAAAAAGGAACAGAAUUGUUGCAGAUUCAGCGACAGCAGGAAAAGGCACCAGCAAUCACCGAGGAGCCCUACUCAAGCUUGACUGAAGCGGAACAAACACUGAGAACCUUAUGGGGGGAUGUUUUGCAAAUGAGGCCUGAGACGAUUAGUGCAGAUGACCAUUUUUUGAGGUUGGGCGGGGAUUCAAUUGCCGCUAUGCGUCUUUCUAGCCUUGCUCUGGAGCAUGGCAUCUCCUUGCUCGUUUCAGAUAUUAUGAGCAACCCAGUGCUUCGUCAGAUGGCUGUUACGUUACAGGGCGUGACACACAAAAAACGGUAG
This is a messenger RNA of Bipolaris sorokiniana ND90Pr, 708 nucleotides long. RefSeq lists its product as uncharacterized. The annotation marks the transcript as partial. Gene Ontology annotation, molecular function: phosphopantetheine binding. The transcript is spliced from 2 exons. Gene Ontology annotation, biological process: secondary metabolite biosynthetic process; amino acid activation for nonribosomal peptide biosynthetic process. The record is from RefSeq and is a predicted model, not a curated record. Lineage: Eukaryota; Fungi; Ascomycota; Dothideomycetes; Pleosporales; Pleosporaceae. Gene Ontology annotation, cellular component: cytoplasm.